AUGGCCAUGGCAGACGACCCCGUCGCCGUACCAGCAGCCCCUCGUGACGGCGGGCAGACGGGCAGACGAGCAGAGGGCAAAUGCAGCGGCGGGCAUUGGUCCUGCUGCACUACCCCACAUUCACCCCCGCCCCAAAGCGGAAAGGCGGCACAGCCUGUCGUCAUGGCGCCCGCAUUCUUUGCCAUGAUUACACGGCCAUGUUUGGUUGGCCUCGACCAACCCGAGGAACCACGGUUCGCCAUGGCGACAGCAGCCACACCUGCCUCUGCCCUCAGCCAUCCGACGCUGUCCGGCACUUGUCUGAGCCAGCCGGUAGGUAUUGCUAGCGAUGCAUCCAUCACCAGCACACAGUCCUACUAUCCUGCUAGCAGCAGGCGAAUGCAGCAGGUAUAUACGCGCUUGCACAUGCGAGGCGGUGCACGAGGGCCCAAACCCAAGCCCAAACCCAAACCCUCGUCUCGUUUCGUCUCGUCUCGUCUCAUCUCAUCUCUGUUCCGAUAUCAGCUCGUGUGCGGUUUGCGGGCCACGCACCAACCCCUGCACGAUGAUGGAAAGGCCGUUUGGCCUGCCAGCGUCGACUACCCAUUGCACAAAUCACCGCUCUCGGACGGAUGGGGGGGCCUGGUCGCUCUCGGAAAAGCUGAGGCAUUUGGAACACGUCCAUCCGCCUUGCACAUGCACCCAUACGCGCUGCUACCCGGGCUGACUCUGGCUUUCUGGCUCGUGUCAAGCGCCAAGUAG
Bipolaris maydis ATCC 48331 is the source of this 741-nucleotide messenger RNA. RefSeq lists its product as uncharacterized. The record is from RefSeq and is a predicted model, not a curated record. NCBI's taxonomy places the organism in Eukaryota, Fungi, Ascomycota, Dothideomycetes, Pleosporales, Pleosporaceae.